AUGUUAUUUGUGAAAAAGAAAGACGGUUCUAUGAGACUUUAUAUUGAUUAUCGUCAACUCAACAAAGUGACUAUAAAGAACAAGUACCCGUUGCCAAGAAUUGAUGAUUUGUUUGACCAAUUAAAAGGGGCAACUGUGUUUUCAAAGAUCGAUCUGAGAUCUGGCUACUAUCAGCUGAGAGUUAAAGAGUCAGGUUAUCUACCAGAAUUGAAGAGCAUAUAUUGGGAUGCCUUACCCUUCCCAGGUCUGAAAAGUAUUUCUUUGUUGGGUGAUUGUCCAAAACUGAAGAAGCUUCCUCUCAACUUAGACAGUGCGAAAGGGAAUCAGGUCACCAUUUUGGGAAGCAAAGAUUGGUGGGCAACUGUGGAAUGGGAGAAUGAAGCCACUCGAGAUGCUUUUUUGCCCUCUUUCAGAUAUUUUCCUAAAUGA
This is a messenger RNA of Gossypium raimondii (Peruvian cotton), 429 nucleotides long. RefSeq names its product disease resistance protein RFL1-like. The transcript has 2 exons. The coding region runs from base 1 to 429 and encodes 142 amino acids. Lineage: Eukaryota; Viridiplantae; Streptophyta; Magnoliopsida; Malvales; Malvaceae. The record is from RefSeq and is a predicted model, not a curated record.